UGAAAAUUAUGAAAUGCCUUCGGAUGCCAUGCAGCUUACACCACAUAACGGUGAGAAAAUCAGCAGAUAUAUUGAACCCAGUGAAGAAAAGGAAGCGCAUAUUCAUCAAACAAAAGACAAAAAUUUAGGUAACAGACCAUCUCCAGGAAGUGACAAAGAUUCAAAAUCUAGAGGUUCAGGCAAACAAAAGAAGGAAGAAUCAAAAAUAGUUGAUAUUGCAAAGUCGUCUUCUCAAGCCCCAUAUACUGACAUCCAUGUUAAUAAUAACAACAUGAAUUCGAAAGAAUUGCCGGAAGACGCAGUUUAUUUCCCACCGAUUAUUCCCGAUUCACGUAGAGUUGUAGGCAAAAAUAUCACAUCCACUAUCAAAUCUGCUUCCGUUGCUUCAACCAAAACCUUAGUGAGCAACGAAAGGCUGAUAGAGUUCAACACAAAGCAAGCUGGAAAGAAAGACAACAGCAUCGAUUCCAGCAAUCAUGCCAGUUCUCAUAGAAAAGAGCACACUCUACCGAAAUCCGAAACCACAAAAGAGUUCAUUUCACACAGUUAUUAUUCACCGACGCCGCCUUCUCUCAUAACAGUGAGUUCCGAUAACGACGAUUCACAUCAACUUUAUGAUUCUAAAAGGACUCGAAGUAAGACAAACAGGACAGACACAUACAUUUUGGAAAUGAAGCCAUCUCUAUUUCCAGACAAACCAGGCAGCAACCGGCCUCGUAAGCCUAAUAUUAAAAUCACGAGUGCAAUGUUGGCUGGUAUUUUGAUUGCAGCUCUCAUCUUUCUGGGAUUUCUGACAGGAACCAUGGUGUUUGUUUUUCAUCAACUCAAGUUCCGCAGCCGCAGUUCAAAGAAAACGGACAGGCACAAGAAAAGGGCAACCGUUUACGCUCCGGAAUAUUUGGAUGAAGCGUUCGCAGGAAAUACAUACAUUCACAACAACAUAUUUCUUCCAAAUCCACAAAAUCUGGAAGAGCGUUUAUCGCCCGAAAUGGACACCACCUUCUCAGUGGACACUGAUGAAACGACACAGGCAGCCGAUCAUGCACCUACAUCGUCGUCCUACGUUAAUACGAGAAACAAAUCCAUCCAUCGACACGACGACAUCAUCUCUGAUUAAAUCGAUCCGUCGCUCUUAUACCAAAAGGCAUCGAUGCAGAUAAUGCAUACCAGAGGAACAAUUCACGGGCCUAUUCCUCCGAUGGAAUAUCCCAUGGGAAUUCUUUCCCAGUCAUGACUUAUGAUAAACCUUGAACUGAAUU
Messenger RNA from Argiope bruennichi, 1259 nucleotides. RefSeq lists its product as uncharacterized. The coding region runs from base 14 to 1117 and encodes 367 amino acids. NCBI's taxonomy places the organism in Eukaryota, Metazoa, Arthropoda, Arachnida, Araneae, Araneidae. The record is from RefSeq and is a predicted model, not a curated record. The transcript is spliced from 3 exons.